UCUUCAAAUCGCCAGCUACGUCGCAGUAGAGUCUUCUUGCUCUUGUACGUGAGCUUAUCGCUUCCUUCCGGACACAAGACCCACAAUGGUGCGUCCCUGCUUGCCCCCACACCUCCCUCUCCUUCCACACCACAUCAUCAGCCUUUAACGUCUCGUAUUAAUCGCAGGCGGAGCCUCCAAUGCGUGAGGAUUUCCCGCCCAUGAAUGGGCCGUACGGCCCGCGCGACGACUUCCGCCGCCGCAGCGACAGCCGCGACAACUACGACAUGCGAUUCCGCGGUCCACGUGGCCGCAGUCGUAGCCGCAGCCCGCGUCGUGGUCGCGGGGACUGGGAAUCGGGUCCGCGCUUCGACGAGUCGGGCCCUCCACGUCGUGACGCACGCGCGUCUUCUCUUCCUGAGCCCUUGGUAUCAUACAAAGUGUGGAUGAUGCGGCAAACGGACGAGUCGUCGCCCGAGGUGUACCAGCAGCGCUACGAGGAAUACAAGAAAAAGCACGUACAGCGUGUGUUGCGCGCCUUCUUCGAGCUGCACAAGCGCGACGAGUGGCUACAGGAACGCUACUCGCCGGCGCUGCGUCACCGCGUGGAGAAGCAGAAGACCACGCAGCAAAUAAACGAAGCCAAACAGUUCGGCGAGCGCGUGCGGUCCGGCGCGGCCAAGAUCUGCCUGGACGAACAGCCGCCCGCCGAGAACGGCGUCAACCCGCUAGGUGAAGACUUUGCCAAUGAUCUCGAGAACAGCGCGCGCGUCCUGUACGUGCGUCGUGUACCCUGUGCGUGUCCCGUUGGCACACUCAGUGAAGCCAUCAAGAAAGCCGGAGGGCCAUUCGUGCACUUAUACCUGUCGGAUCCAGUGAAGAAGAGCGCGUUCGACUUUGACCGCUCGGCGUACAUUAUCUACGAGAGCGCGGACGCUGCCAGUGACGCCAUGCCCAAGAUCCACAAUACCUUCGUGGAAGACGGCACCCAGUUCCCCCCGUUCCGUCUCCAGGUGUCUCCUCAUCGCGCGCGUGCACCGCUCAAGACCCCGUCGUAUCUGUCUGUGCCUGAGCGUUUAACAGCCGACUUUAAGCAGUCUCUUGCUCUUGCUAAGGCGCUGGACGCGCGUCUAUUCCACGGCGCUGAAGAGAAACUGGCGCGUUUCGGUAUUGAGGCCUUGUUGGCGUCCGAAGAAGUGACGCAGAACUACUCGAGUGAUAAGCAGAAGCUGGACGUCGUCGUGGCCUACUUGCGCCGCGUACACCACUAUAUUUAUUAUGCAGGUGUGCAGUGUCUCGACAUGGGUGACAUCAUGCACGCUCACCCCGCGCUCUUCUGCCGUCCGCCGCCUUCGGCGCGUGAUAUUGAGGAAGAAAAAGCUCGACAGGAAGCUGCGGCGAAACCAGAGGACGAAGCUUUGACGACGGAGAACAAGGACGAUGCUGCGAACACCGAAGGGGAAAAGGAACCGACAGCUUCAGGACCUUCUGGUGAGACUGCGAAGGCUAUCGGUGGAUGGGCCGCUGCGUUGGAUGAGAAGGUGCAGGCGUACUUGAAGGAAUUGGCACCUGAGGUCGUGGAGACUAAGCGUGCUAAGGAACGUGCUCUGGUGGACGAGAUUGAAGCUCGCGAGGAGGCUGCGCUGGAAAGCACGUACUCGAACUAUGGAGAGAAGGCCAGUGAUGAUGGUAAACACCGUUGUCGUCUGUGUACGAAGCUGUUCAAGGCCAUGGACUUUGUGAAGAAGCACAUUCGUAACAAACACCCAGAGCUCGUGGUGGACAAGAUCGCUGAGGUGGGCGAAAGCUACAUGUGGGAGCAAUACCGUGAGGACGAACAGCACCCGAUGCCUCCGCUUGAGACUAGCAACAGUAUGCCCGGUGGUGCUGUGCUGGGUGGACGCGCAGGAGGAUCCAACGGUGGCCGCAAUGGCGGAGGUUACCGUGGACGACCCGAGAGAGACUUUGGAGGCCGAGGAUUCUACCGUGACGACGGCUAUCGGGGUCGUGGCCCUCCCAUGCGUGAUGAUCGGGUGCGACGGAGUUCCUUUGAUCGUCCGCCGCGCUCGCCUCCUCGGUACAACGGCGGUGGCUACGGUCGCUCGCCUUCACGUGGCCCCCCGUCUGGCCCGCCUCGUGUUCCUGACAGCGAGUUGCCGGUGGAUCCUCGCCAAGUGUCGACGUCGUACCGUGAUCUUGACAACUUACAGGACACUAAGGUGGAGUUGAGCUUCGAUGCUCUUGACAGCUUGCCGCCUCCCAAGAAGAAAACCAAGGUGUGAUGACACUGUGCGACUCCAUCAAGUUGAGGGCAGAGCUGCCCCAUGCAAACCACAGCUAACCCGAGCGCUGUAACGAGCAUACUCCAGAAAAUCGAAAACCCGUCGAAAGUGGCGAACAGAAUGAGGCAGCAGAAUCUAUUGCGCAGCAGUUACGUAGUGAGAGCGACGGGGAGUUUUCUAAUUUGUGCCGGCGCUGACUAUGGAGGAGGCUGCUGCGAUUUGGCAUUUUGAAAGAGCUUUGUUGUAUGUGAGACCAAUAAAAAUGAAGAAACAAACUACUCACAGAAUACCUAGCGCUUUUUGCGCCUUGUCUUCUGCUUGUGUUGUACUCAUGAAUCAUGC
Messenger RNA from Phytophthora nicotianae INRA-310, 2603 nucleotides. RefSeq lists its product as hypothetical. The transcript has 2 exons. Gene Ontology annotation, cellular component: nuclear body. Gene Ontology annotation, biological process: mRNA processing; primary miRNA processing. Lineage: Eukaryota; Oomycota; Peronosporomycetes; Peronosporales; Peronosporaceae. The record is from RefSeq and is a predicted model, not a curated record. Bases 180 to 2261 code for a protein of 693 amino acids.